GAUCCAAAAUGGCAUCAGGACCAACAUGACCUUUAUGUCCUAAUCUAAUGGGGUGAGGACUACGGACAGGUCGGAGGUCAAGAGACAAAUCAGGAUGAACGGAGAAGUGAGUGACAUACAUGACAUCAAAUUGAAAAUCCGAGAACUGAAUCAGCACAUCGUGUGUAUCCUGUGUGCUGGCUACUUCAUUGAUGCAACGACUGUGACAGAGUGCUUGCAUACCUUUUGUAAGAGCUGCAUAGUAAAAUACCUCCAGACUUCCAAGUUUUGUCCUAUGUGCAAUCUGAAGAUCCAUGAAACUCAACCUGUGUUGAACCUUCGGCCCGAUCGGACCAUGCAGGAUGUCGUGCUGAAAUUAGUGCCAAAGCUUUUUGAAAACGAAGAGCUGAGAAAGAUGGAUUUCUACAAAUCACGAGGAUUGGACAAGGUGCAGAGUAAAGUCCAGCAAAAGUCUUUCAGUGGCAAGCUUGACCCGACUAGAGGUCACUUCUAUAAGAAUGAUGAACAAGUCUCGUUGUGCCUUGAAUAUUAUGGGAAUGGACCAAGCCAAAUUGAUGAGGAUGUUGGUAUCGUACAGCUAGACAAGAAAUAUAUCAGAUGCUCUGUAAGGACGUGUGUAUGCCAUUUACAGAAGCUGUUAUUGAAGAAGCUUGAUGUUUCAAAAGAGUCUGAGGUAUUGCUUUACUGUGAAGAUGAAGAACUUUAUGAAGAUGACCCUAUGAAGUAUGUCUGGUUAUCACACUGGAAAGGAAAGGCUGCUCCAAUGGUUCUGAAAUACCAAAUCAUCUCUGGAUCGAGCUCUCAGAAUGGGAUACUCUGAACACCUUAGCCCCACGACCAUCAUGUGUUACUCACCGAUGCUUCCUUUAUACGCCCGCCCUGCAAAUGUUUGGAGUCCUUUCCAACACCACAUCGUAACACCAAAACUCCAUCAGCAUUACUCUGGUGCUUGUGUCAGAUGUUUGGGAUACAGUGCUGUUCAAUUCUUCUUGGAAUACUGACUUCAACACCAACUGUGUUGGUAUGACAACUCAGCUGGGCAUGCCUCUGGUGUUGUAAUUUACUUUAUUAACACCAUCACAAGUUUUCUCUUGCCUUGCUUUGCUCUAUAUAAGGCAUGUCACCAACUGCUUUGUUAAAACUCAUCGUAUAUUCUAAUCUGGUGCUAAUGUUUUAUAAUCAAGCAUCAAACAACCAUCAAGCAUCUCAGGUCAAACCUGGUUGCGGCAUCUUUGCACAUCUCUGAAGCGGGCAGCUCAAAAACCAAGUCUGGAAAACUUUCAUGAAAUGUGACCUAAGACAUAACACUUUGCAAGACAACAAGGGCAGCAUGAUUUAUGAAAAAAUUAAUUCCAUCGGCACUUCCAAUCCAUGCGUGACUGCUUAUCAUACUCUGACCCAGCAACUGUUGUGCAUGUGACCGAAGAUGCUAAAAUGGGUUACUCAUAAUCGCAAAGAAAUGAUUCUAGUGGAUGAUUUGGCAGUAUGACUGGACUUGCAGGAUCAUGUGACCGGACGUGCAUAAUCAUGUGACCGGAUGUGCAGAAUCAUGUGACUGGACUUGCAGAAUCAUGUGACUGGACUUGCAGAAUCAUGUGACUGGACUUGCAGGAUCAUGUGAACAAACUUUUUUCCUUCGCUGGAACAUCUCAAACAUCACCAUUGCUUCCUUCUUUGUUGCCCAUGGCUUGCUGAACUUUCCUCUUCCAUUCUUUGAUUGCCAAUCUGGAAAGGAAAAUUAUUUUUUCUGAUUUCUUCCUCGAAGAGAGCUACAAUUAUUGGCUACAAGCUCAUCAUAUCAUUUUGUUGUGUUUGAUUGGAAGUGGUUCCUGUGGAUACAAAUAUCUGACUUGAUACAUGUUGAUUAUUUGUUUGGAAUACCAUGGUAUAAGCCCAUAGUCAAGUUUUAUCAAGUCUGGUUUAUCAUUACAUUGCUUAAAAGGGGUACUCUAGGCUGAAAAUAAUGUGAUUUGAACAGAUAAAGAAAAUUCAGACAAACAAAACCCUAAAUUUGAUUAAAAUCGGACAAGGAAUAACAAAGUUAUGGCAUUUUAAAGAUUUGCAUUAUUACAGUGAAAUGGUUCCCGGCAUGUCUUCAUGAAUAUUCAAUGAGCAUACUGAUGAUGUCAUAUCCCCAUUUUUUGUCUCACCUGCAUAGCAGAGUGGACUAUAGGCGCCGCUUUUCCGACGGCGACGGCGGCGUCAACACCAAAUCUUAACCUGAGGUUAAGUUUUUGAAAUGACAGCAUAACUUAGAAAGUAUAUGGACCUAGUUCAUGAAACUUGGCCAUAAGGUUAAUCAAGUAUUACUGAACAUCCUGCCUGAGUUUCAUGUCACAUGACCAAGGUCAAAGGUCAUUUAGGGUCAAUGAACUUAGACCAUGUUGGGGGAAUCAACAUCAAAAUCUUAACCUAAGGUUAAGUUUUUGAAAUGUCAUCAUAACUUAGAAAAUAUAUGGACCUAGUUCAUGAAACUUAUACAUAAGGUUAAUCAAGUAUCACUGAACAUCCUGCAUGAGUUUCACGUCACAUGAUCAAGGUCAAAGGUCAUUUAGGGUCAAUGAACUUUGGCCGAAUUGGGGGUAUCUGUUGAAUUACCAUCAUAACUUUGAAAGUUUAUGGAUCUGAUUCAUGAAACUUGGACAUAAUAGUAAUCAGGUAUUACUAAACAUCCUGUGCAAGUUUCAGGUCACAUGAUCAAGGUCAAAGGUCAUUUAGGGUCAAUGAACUUUGGCCAAAUUGGGGUAUUUGUUGAAUUACAGCCAUAAAUUUGAAAGUGUGUUGGUCUAGUUCAUAAAACUUGGACAUAAUAGUAAUCAAGUAUCACUAAACAUCCUGUGCGAGUUUCAGGUCACAUGAUCAAGGUCAAAGGUCAUGUAAGGUCAAAGAACUUUGGCCACGUUGGGGGUAUUUGUUGAAUUGCCAUCAUAUCUCUAUAAGUGUAUUGGUCUAGUUCAUAAAACGUGGAAAUAAGAGUAACCAAGUAUCACUGAACAUCUUGUGCGAGUUAUAGUAGUUUUCAAAAUCAGCACUGCUGCUAUAUUGAAUCGCGUGAUGCAGGUGAGACGGCCAGAGGCAUUCCACUUGUUAUUAUAUGAAAUCAGACUAAUUCAUUUUUUUUUCUUCAAGAAGCAAAAAAUUUAGAUUGACAACUGAUUUAGUGCAUAAGAUAUUAAUUGCUGCAACUUAUUUCAUUACAAGGGAGACAUAUCAUUCACACAUGUAUGAAAACCAAUUAUGAUUUCAUAUAAUAACAUAAGAAAAAGGAAAGUGGGGAUGUGACAUCAUCAGCUCACCUAAUGAAUAUUCAUGACAACGUGCAUGUAACUGUUUUCGCAAUAUAUUGCUAUACUUUCAAAUUCAAUAACUUUGCUUUUUGAUAUCAGAUUUUGAUGAAAUUUUCAGCAUUUUGCUCUGUGAAUUUUACUCUGCUUAUCUUAGAUAUAUUUUCAACCUGAAGUACCUAUUUAAUCCUAUCAUUUUAAGUAUUUGGAGCCAAAAUGUUUUUUUUUUUAAAUUAUAUAUAUUGAAUGUGCAUUUUGGUGUACUCUUUUAUUUCAUCAUACUUUAAUGACAAUAAACUAGUUUAGGUAUUAUUCCCAAAUCUCAGACAGUCAUUAGGCCCAUAUUCUCUAAAAAGAGGUUUCAACUGUUCCAUGGUACAAAACUAUGGUUUAUGCAAAUUUCUUGUAUUAUGCUUCCCUUAAGGACAUUCCACAGUUAAAAUGAAAUCCAUGUCAUUUUCACCAAAAUUUGCACGGAGGUACUUCAGCACCCAAAUAUUCCAAAUAUGCAAAAAAUAACAUGGGUUCAUGUGCUUGAUUUUUUUGCUAUCGAGCUUUGAAGUUCAACUAAUUUGAAGUUCUCGAGAAAUGCGCAUUCACAAGGUUUGGACAUUUUUAGACAUCAUGGGAUUACUACAUUGAGUUUAAACAUCUAUUACUCUGUCAAAAUCCAUGUAAAUUUCAACAAAUUUCACAGACAAACUUAACUGUGGAACGUCCUUAAGCACCCUUUGCCAAAAGCAUGCAUUUAACUGGAUUUUUCUUAGUGUACUUGAAGAAAUAAGUGUAAUUAUGUACAAAAAUCUGCAUAGUCCAAGGUUUUGUACCAUGGUGAAAUUGAAACCUCUUUUGAGAAUAAUACAUUUCUAAGGGUUUCAGUGCCAAAUGUGCUAAUAGAUUGAAUCUCUACUGUUUAACCUUUAGGUCCCAUUUGGCUACCCCUUUGUUAGAGCACAACUUUAGACCAGAGUAUAGACCAUAGUGUCUGGAGCCACGAUUUGUCUGUUUCAUCCCCCGUUUUUCUCUUUAAGAAAGAUUCAAACCAUGACAAUUUGAGAGCAUCACACCUUUUUAUGUGUAGCUCUCAAAAAGAGACAAUAAAGCAAGGUCCAGUAUACAAAGUAGUCAGAUACACAUGAGUAUAUUUUAUACAAAUAGCGAAUAGGAAUGAGUGCGAUAGUGCAAGAUUUCGCAUGAGGUGAAAGAAAGAUGAUCUAUUCAAUGAGGCGUUAGCGGAGUUGAAUAGAGUGUCUCUUUCUUUCACCGAAUGCGAAAUCUCGCACCAUUGUACGAAUAAGAAUAUUCGCUAUUUGUUUUGUACAAUGCCUUGGAGUUAAGCGAAAAUAUGAAAAAAACAUACAAGUUUUUCCCUGCAGUCAUCUAUGGAAAGGGAGCACAAAUAUUUAAAGCGAAAAGCAAAAUCUCACAAGCGCACAUGAUCUUGGGCAGCAUCGCGCAUGUAGCCAGCAAGCUAUACGCGUGUUUCACCUUCAUUUUUUUACUGAGCGCAAUCAAUUGAAUUGUAUUGUGACGUCACCUCUUAAAGCUGUGCAACAGUACAUUUUUGAUGGUGCGUUGUGUUUGCAACAGUAUGAUGGUGGGCCCCAAGUCUGCGCACCUAACAAAUUGAGUUAAGAUUUAACGUGAUUUUUUUCUUAUUUCACAAAAUCUUUCAGUCAACAAUGUUCCUUAUAUUAUUAUGAGUAAGUGUACCAAAUUUCACAUUG
Lytechinus pictus (painted urchin) is the source of this 5011-nucleotide messenger RNA. Its product is annotated as polycomb group RING finger protein 1-like. The transcript is spliced from 7 exons. Gene Ontology annotation, cellular component: PRC1 complex. Gene Ontology annotation, biological process: negative regulation of transcription by RNA polymerase II. Bases 95 to 820 code for a protein of 241 amino acids. The record is from RefSeq and is a predicted model, not a curated record. Gene Ontology annotation, molecular function: promoter-specific chromatin binding. Lineage: Eukaryota; Metazoa; Echinodermata; Echinoidea; Temnopleuroida; Toxopneustidae.